AUGAGAAGAUGGAUUAAAAUAACAAGUAUCUAUAUCUGCAUAUUGAUAUUUUGUGGAAGGAAAAUUGUUGAUACAAAGAAGCAUGGAGAUGAAGAUACACAUAGUAGUUUCAAAGUAGUGACUGUAAAUGGUUCCGAUUACAGGGUGAAUGACACCAGUAAAUAUGAUUUUGUAGAACAUGAAUAUAUAGCAAAUUAUAAAUUCAAAAAUGAAGGUAAAUGUGUAGAAGUUAUGUACGGAGAUUCUCCAAUUUGGAGAAAUCCAAAUAAAAAUUUUGAUAUUUUUCCAAAAGGAAUAACCCUUAAUUUUUUUUCGAAAACUAUCUUAGUUGAUUACACCAACACGUGGUUGUGUUAUUACAAACAUAAAAAUAAAUAUGAAAUAGACUCCAAAAAUGAGUUAAAUCUGAUCAGCCCGUCCGAUAUAAAUAUUGUAACCUAUGACGCUUUUGGCUAUAAGGUAAAUGAUGAAACAAAAUAUGAUAAAAAGUGUAUUGGAUAUGUGUUGGGUUAUAACUUUAAAGAUGAAUCAAGAUGUGUAGAAGUUAGAUAUAACCAUAAUAUAAUUUGGAAGCACAAUGUUGAUGAAUGUGGAACCGAAUACCCAAAAUCUUUGUUCGUUAAUCUCUAUUCUAAAAUCAUUAUGAUAGAUUUGACUAAUGAUUGGUCAUAUUUUUCAAAAAUUAGAAUUGAUCCUAACUCUGGAAAAGAACCUGAAGAAUCAAACCAAAAUGACGAUACAUUAUCCAAUAUAACAAUAAUAACAAAAGGUGAAGAUAAUAGGUUGAAGGAAAAUUACAAAAAGUCUUACGAUAUCAUAAAAUACAAACACGUGUACGAGUUCAGAUUCAAAGAUAACAUAUGUUGCACUGAGGUGAAAUACAAAAAUAAAACUGUCUGGAAAUUCAACGAGAAUGAGUUUAAAAACAACUUUCCAAAAGUAAUAUACUUUAACGUGUAUGCGAAAAUGAUUUUGUUGGAUUUAAAUAACAACUGGAGAUAUUUUUAUAAAUACAAACAAGAACUAACAGGUUAUGACAAUCAGUUCACAUAUUCAUCAUCUGUUUCCGAUGAAUCCCCAAGUCCUGCAGAAUAUAAAACCCCUGAUCAGGCAAUACAAAACUACUUUAGUUACUACGUAAAUGGGAAAGAAACCAAACUAAUUACUCUUGACAUCGGCAAGUCUGAGAGUACUGAUGACUACGAUUAUUUUGUUGAUUUGGAAACAAACACUUCAGUAUAUAUUCCCAAAGAGGGUCGUUUGUUUUCCAUGGUUAAACGGAACGGUUCAUGGUAUUCGCAAAACACUCUUGAAUUAUGGUACCCAAAUUAUCACGACAAGAACAACGUUGUUUAUUCCAACAGAGUUCUGAUAUAUGGUUCAAAUAAAAAGGAGUUUAAUGUAGAAGUUUGCCUUAUUAACGGAAGUAAGGCUAAUUUCGAUGUGGAAUUUUUUCACGUAUUAAAAAAUAAAUCUAGAGUAGAAACAUUAACUAACUUACCUGUAUCUGAACAACCUAAAAAUAUAACAGUUUCAGUUGAAAAUGACAACAAAGGUUAUGUUGUUGAUGUGAACAAAUUACAUGAUAGUAAGCUUGAUAUUAAAGACAUGACAUCUUAUGAUUAUAGAUUUAGACAAGAUUCUAGAUGUACAGAAUUUAAAAUUGAUGAUCAGUUGGUAUGGAAGAAAGAUGACACUUCAGAAAACAUAUUUCCACGAUCAAUUUAUUAUCACAAAGAUUUGAAUUUAGUAUUUGUUGAAUUUAAUCUUCAAUCAUUCAACAUUUAUAAAAAAAUUAACAAUGAAUGGAAGUUGGUAUAUAAUAAUAAAAUGAAAGUAAUUGCACUCGACAUUAAUACCAAAAAAAGCACCUAUAUGUUUGACUAUUCAAAGUCAGUUAAGGUUGGAACAUAUGAAGCCAAAAACCAAUACAAGUUUAAAAUAGUUAAAAUCAACGAUAAUGUCAUAUGGCAUACCAAUGAUCCAGAUGAAUUCGCCGUCAAGGUCAUCAUGGAUCCAGUUGCUACACUUGAAUCUAUAAAGUAUGUCAACAUAUUCUUAUGUAAUGGUUCGACAAGAGAAUUUCACAAGAAUGGGAGAAAAUGGGAACUAAAUCUGGAAGAAGAAGAUCUUUCUGCUUCUUAUAAAUCUGUAGGAAGUGAAAGUAUAGGGAAAAUGGGAGAAAAACAAGACCCAUUUAAUCCAAAUGAGCGCCAAGAAUUAAAUGUGACUAGUACAAUGAAACAAGAAAAGCCCUUUCCUGAUUUUUUAAAAAAAUUAAAAAUAAUAACUGCGGAUGAUUUAGAAGGUACUAAUCUUAAAGAAAAUGAUACUGGAAAAUACCAGAUAGAAUUGAACAGACAUUCGUUAAACAUAAAAUUUGCUGUUAACUCAAACUGUAUUGAAAUAUUAUAUGGUAACGUAACAGUAUGGAAGUAUGGUUACCACAGUAAAAACACACCCAAAAACUUGUAUGUUGAUUUAAAUUCUAAAAUGAUUAUGAUAAAUUUGGGUGAUGAAAACUCAAUAUCCUAUAAAUACGAUAAUAAUCCUGGCAAAAAUCAACAAAAUAGCUUUAAUCCACCUAUAAAUCCAUCUUAUAAACCUGGAGAUAAGAAUACAAAACUAACCACUCUUGAUCUUAAAACCAUUCAAGGGACUGAUGAGUUCCAUUAUUUUGUUGAUUAUGAAACCAAUACUGGUAUAUAUAUUCCAAAAGAUGGUUAUUUGUUUUCCAAAGUUUGCAGAGGUGAAUCGUGUUCUUUAUCAGACAAUCUUUGGGAAUCCGACCAUUAUCCAUAUUGUAACAAAAUAUUAAUUAACCCUAUUAACCAAGAUAUGUUUAGUUUGGAAGUGUCACUUAUUAACGGAAGCAAGGUUAAUUUAGACAAAAAUUCAAUAUAUCCGACAAUAAAUUCAGAUCCUGAUUCAAAUAAAAAGUAUCUGCUUCAGUCGGAACAUCCUAGUGAUGUAACUGUUGUAACAAUUGAUGAUUCAGACCCUAGUAAACAUUCCAAUAAUGAUAUUAGCAAGUAUGUGGUUAAUAAAAAUAUAAUGAAUGGUUCCCAAGGCUCAACCAUAACAUCUUAUGAUUAUAGAUUUAGACAAGAUUCUAGAUGUACAGAAUUUAAAAUUGAUGAUCAGUUGGUAUGGAAGAAAGAUGACACUUCAGAAAACAUAUUUCCACGAUCAAUUUAUUAUCACAAAGAUUUGAAUUUAGUAUUUGUUGAAUUUAAUCUUCAAUCAUUCAACAUUUAUAAAAAAAUUAACAAUGAAUGGAAGUUGGUAUAUAAUACAUAA
Molecule: messenger RNA, 3300 nt
Organism: Theileria parva strain Muguga
Lineage: Eukaryota; Apicomplexa; Aconoidasida; Piroplasmida; Theileriidae
Exons: 1
Coding region: 1-3300 (1099 amino acids)
Molecular function (GO): protein binding
Source: RefSeq, a predicted model, not a curated record